AUGCAGCGCCAGCCGUUUGCACCGCCGGCUCAGUCCCCCGAGCUCUUCCACCCACGACCGCAGCACAUCUCACAAGUCCCUCAUCUACGCUCUCCUCCACCACCCGUCCCAUCGCAGUCGCAGUCCCAGCCACAGGUUCAGCCGCAAGCAAAUGCCUGGGGUAACCCCUACCAACAAUCGCCGCCAAAUGGCUUCCAACAAAAUAAUUUUGGCGGCUUCGUCAACGAUCCGACGGCGCAGAUGGGCUUCCAGGUCGGCCAGCACGCUGUAGCAGCCGGCCAGAAAUAUAUCGACCAGAACUUGAACCGCUACAUCUCGGUCCCAGCGCUCAAACAUUACUUCAACGUGUCAAACAGCUAUGUGGUGCGAAAACUGCUCCUCGUACUAUUCCCCUGGCGGCACAAGCCUUGGACACGGCAGUCGGCGCGCAGUGGGGAUUCAGCCAGCGCUCAGAUGAACAGCGCGCCACAAACAUUCAAUUACCUGCCGCCGCGAGAUGAUCUCAAUUCGCCAGACAUGUACAUCCCGAUCAUGGCCUUCAUCACGUACAUUCUGCUGUCGACCGUCCUGGCCGGUAUGCGCGGCAGCUUCCACCCCGAACUACUCGGCAGCACCACCUCCACAGCCUUGGGAGUGGUUCUUUUCGAGAUUGUCGUCCUUAAAAUGGCCAUGUACCUCCUCAGCAUCAACAACGACAGCCAGCUACUUGACUUGGUAGCUUACAGCGGUUACAAAUUCGUCGGCGUGAUCAUCACGCUCUUUCUCUCCGAGAUCCUCACCGCUGGGCAAGGUACAAACAACUGGGCAGGAUGGACUUUCUUUCUGUACACUUGGUACGCCAACGCCUUCUUCUUGCUUCGUUCGCUGAAGUACGUUCUUCUUCCCGACAGCAGUAACGAGCCCGGCAUUCGCGCAGGCGCUUCUUACACCACACAUCGCGCACAGAAGAACCGACGAACUUAUUUCCUGGCCAUCUAUGCUUUCCUGAUCCAGAUGUUCUUCAUGUGGAUCUUAAGCAGAGAGGAGAGCGCUUACAAGACGGUAGCGAAUUCUCUGAGCAAUUCUUGA
Messenger RNA from Cyphellophora europaea CBS 101466, 1068 nucleotides. RefSeq lists its product as uncharacterized. Gene Ontology annotation, cellular component: Golgi membrane; endoplasmic reticulum membrane; COPII-coated ER to Golgi transport vesicle. NCBI's taxonomy places the organism in Eukaryota, Fungi, Ascomycota, Eurotiomycetes, Chaetothyriales, Cyphellophoraceae. The transcript has 2 exons. The record is from RefSeq and is a predicted model, not a curated record. Bases 1 to 1068 code for a protein of 355 amino acids. Gene Ontology annotation, biological process: endoplasmic reticulum to Golgi vesicle-mediated transport.